UGAAUUCGCUUUGCUAUCCAACAGACGUUUAACAAAACAAUACUUAGUACAUAUAUAUAUAUAUAUAUAUACAAGUCGCGUGUCGCCUGGUCCCGUCAACCAUGUAUAUACUAUAGUGAAACACAUUUAAAACAUAAUAUAUGUAUAUGCAUACGUACGUAUGUACAUAUUAAUUCAUUUUGAUAGAUACAAACUUUAUACGUAUACCAAAUAUAUACAUAGGUUUGAAUGUACCUCUCUAUAUGCAUAUAUGCUUAUAAAUACAUACACACGUAUAUACGUUUAUGUGUGUAAAUAUUUCGUGACAUUAAUAUGUAUGUUCAUAGGAAUCAAUUUAUGUAUAUAUUUAUCACAUCGCUGGUGGAACUGUCCCGUGCAUAUCUUUACAUACCAAAUAUAAAUAUUUAUAUACAUAGGUUAAUAUCAAUGCUUAUACAUAUUUAUACGUUCAUGUGCAUUUCCAGAGGUAUAUAUACGUAGAAACACCAUUUAAUUGGACAAGCAAAAAACGAGCAUCGAAAAAACAAGAGAAAACAACACGGAAGCCACAACAUAUUAAACUAUACACCAGAUACAAGGGUUGGUAAAGUUUUCUUGCAAAUUUAUUAUCAUAGGCUUGGCGGCUAAGUGCAAAGCACUUUUAUAGACACACACGCACGAUAGAUUUUCUCAAGUGUGCCAUCGCGAUGGCUGCUCCAGCAGCCUGUACGCGUUUUUCGGACAAUUACGAUAUCAAAGAGGAACUCGGAAAGGGCGCCUUUUCAAUUGUAAAAAGAUGUGUCCAAAAAUCAACGGGAUUCGAGUUUGCGGCAAAGAUUAUAAAUACCAAGAAGCUAACAGCAAGAGAUUUCCAAAAACUAGAGCGAGAAGCUCGGAUUUGUAGAAAACUCCAUCAUCCUAAUAUUGUUCGAUUGCAUGACAGCAUACAGGAGGAAAACUAUCAUUAUCUUGUUUUUGAUCUUGUAACUGGUGGUGAACUUUUCGAAGAUAUUGUUGCACGUGAAUUUUAUUCAGAGGCUGAUGCAUCACAUUGUAUUCAGCAAAUAUUGGAAUCGGUCAAUCACUGCCACCAGAAUGGUGUGGUGCAUCGAGAUCUCAAACCUGAGAAUUUACUAUUAGCUAGUAAGGCAAAGGGUGCAGCUGUGAAACUCGCUGACUUUGGUCUAGCCAUUGAAGUACAAGGUGAUCACCAAGCCUGGUUUGGAUUUGCUGGUACUCCCGGUUAUCUAUCGCCAGAGGUAUUGAAGAAGGAGCCAUAUGGCAAAUCGGUAGAUAUAUGGGCAUGCGGAGUUAUUCUCUACAUAUUGCUGGUUGGCUAUCCGCCGUUUUGGGACGAGGAUCAGCACCGCUUGUAUUCACAAAUAAAGGCAGGGGCCUAUGAUUACCCUUCGCCAGAAUGGGACACUGUCACGCCAGAGGCAAAAAAUUUGAUUAAUCAAAUGCUCACUGUGAACCCCAAUAAGCGAAUCACAGCAGCAGAGGCUCUUAAGCACCCAUGGAUUUGUCAACGAGAACGUGUGGCUUCUGUGGUACAUCGUCAAGAGACCGUUGACUGUCUUAAAAAAUUCAAUGCUCGCCGCAAGCUUAAGGGCGCAAUACUGACAACGAUGCUUGCAACUAGGAACUUUUCUAGUAGAAGCAUGAUCACCAAAAAAGGUGACGGAUCUCAAGUUAAGGAAUCAACUGAUUCUUCAAGCACAACAUUAGAGGACGAUGACGUAAAGGAAGAUAAAAAAGGAAUCGUUGAUCGCAGUACCACAGUCAUAUCAAAAGACCCCGAAGCAGCCAGACGACAGGAAAUAAUAAAGAUCACAGAACAGUUGAUUGAGGCCAUCAAUAGCGGUGACUUCGACGGAUAUACUAAAAUUUGUGAUCCACAUCUGACUGCCUUUGAGCCAGAAGCAUUGGGUAAUUUGGUCGAAGGAAUUGAUUUUCACAAAUUCUACUUUGAAAAUGUUCUUGGCAAAAAUUGCAAAGCCAUUAACACUACAAUAUUGAAUCCGCACGUCCACUUACUGGGAGAAGAAGCAGCUUGUAUCGCAUAUGUAAGACUUACGCAGUACAUUGACAAGCAAGGCCACGCACACACUCAUCAAUCGGAGGAGACACGUGUAUGGCACCGGCGCGACAACAAAUGGCAAAAUGUGCACUUUCACCGAAGUGCAUCAGGCAAGAUCAGCGGGGCAACGACUUUCGAUUUUGUAUCACAGAAAUAGGCGGACCACCUAUGCGCCACUGAAGUUAAAAUAUAGCAUCAAUAAUUCGCUCCGAUAGCUUAAUAUGAUCUAUGUUUAUAAAACAUUAUAAGAAACAGCAGCAACAACAACAAUAAGCACUGUUGAUUUGUAAUUGAACAAAACGAAAAUUUAUUAGUUAUAAUAUGAGAAGAAAAUUAAAAAGUGUUCGUUUCCUCUUAUAAAAUAAUCUUUAGUUUCUUUACUGAUCAUAUAUGUUGUCUUCUGCAUUAUAUCAUUGAAUAUUGAAUGUAUGUGUAACUGAAAGUCAAAAGCUUAAUGAAAGCGAAAUUACUACAAAUAUGUAUUGUAUAAAUGGAUGAACGUGUCCAGGAAAUAGUUUACAAGCACUCAGAAAUAAUUUAUCUAAAUGCUUUGAAUAAUUUUAAAAAUAAAGAAUAAUGAAAGCAAGCGGAAUAAAAAAUUUCUCCCGUUAAAUGCAAGUGGAUCGAGAGGAUUUAACCCCCUCCCAAUAUACAUAUAAAUAUUCGAUUAUAACAAUCAAAUUCAAUAUUUAUAUAAUAACUCUCUAGAGUGUUUCUACUACAUAUGCUGAAGAUGGAAAAAAUAUUAAAACUAUAUGCUACUAACAAGUAGUAAAACAUCCAUAUACACACCAACACUUCUUUGCUAUUGAACACACACGCAAGCACAUACGAAGAAAAUUUUACAAUGCGAAUGCAUGUACCAUUAGAAAUAUACUUGUUUAAAAGGAUCUCUACUAGCACACGCAUAUACAGCCGCUUACAUAUAAAGCUUUAGCUAGCUAUCCACUUGUACGCACUUACUACAAGCAUACAUAGAAACAAAUAUGUGUAUCAGUAUGAAUAUAUAAUUGUAUAUGAAAUUGGUUAUACAUGCCGACGUACUUAUCUAAGUAUAAUAAAAACUUCUUAUCAUGUUAUUAACAUUCAAUUUAAAUACUACAAGUGUGAAUAUAUAAAAAUAAAAAAAAUCGAAACAAGAAAACUGCAUAAACGUAUAAAUAUUAUGAUCGGAGUCUCGAUAUUACAAAGCAUUAGUUAAAGAAUAAAUAUUAGCAUUUACAAAUUAAACUAUACCAAAAAUUACAACCAAACAAAAGAGAAAAUAUUAAAAACUAUAGAUAAUUGUUAAAUAAAAUUAUAACUGCAAAUGAUUGGUAUCUGACAUAUUUGAGCCAAAUCUAAAAUAAGUACUGAAUUAAUGGAAUGAAACUGGCCCAGCUCAGAUUCAGGCUUAUACUUAACAGAUCACGAUUCCAGUUGGCCGCUUACAUUACUACUCAUUCUAGGUAAAGACUUUAAUGCGAAUAUCUAAGUUCUUGUAUAAUAUACUUAAUGUGGUUACCAUGCAGCCACAACUACCAUAUGCAACCGAUACUUAAAUACAAAACAAAAGUUUUAUUAUGCUUAUUAUUAUGUGGUUUUAUACAAAUUUUUUUCAUAUUAAAAUGAAUUUUUCAGUAACAAUAUGUUUAACUAGAAAAACUGAAUACUUUGAUUAAAAAAUCAAAUCAUAAUGAUCAUCUUAAUACUUAAUAUGAAAUUAUCUUAUUGAAAUUGAAAUUGUCUCGAAGCAAGUGUGCUAGGCUAAGUCUCUAUAGAUAUGUAUGUAAUUCAAUAUGUACUUUUUUAUGUAUGUGAUGUAUGUGUGUGUGCGUGUUUUUUUCGUUAGAGUAAAUGUAAAUUUGUAAAUGUAUGUUCUGAUAAUUUCAAUUAUUGAUUUAAACAGAAAAUGUAAUUAUUAAAUACAAAUAUAGAACAAUUCUGUAUGUAAAAGUAUACAAAUAAUUUUGGAGUACACAUUUGUGUCAAGCAGUCUGCACAAAUAAGUGUUUAAUUAUUAUGUGCAUUCAGUAAUUUAUAAUACUUUACUAGUGUCUGUCUUUAAAUAUAAUACGAAGGUGUUACAUGUUUAAAUCAGACCUACUAUCACGUAAUACAUAUGAUACCAAACAUGAAUGUAUCAGAUAAAAUGUUUAGUUGUUUAAAUUAAUCAUUUAUGCAGACUGUUUUAAAAAUCUUCAAACUACGGAAUACAUCUAAAGUAUUUUAUUAAAUUAAAAAACGAAAUUCGUCGCAGUAAUCUUAAAAAAAUAACAUAAUAAAUUAAGAACAUCCAAACAAAAUUCUCAUCUAUUAUUACAAAUUUAAAGAAUGUACUUAUUGUGCACAAAUAUUGUAAUACAAAAGGAAAUUUAAAAAUGCAGUGAUUAAAAUACAUUAUGAAUGCUUAGAUACAUAAUUACACACAUACAUAUGUACAUAAAAAUUUGUCAAUAAUAAUGAGAACUCACAUGAACCUAUAAUUCACAAAACGUUAUAAAACUGACUUCUUACUAACGUUAAUGUGGUUAAUGUUGUGUAUGCUUGUUCAAUAAAUCUAAAGCAACAGGAAUAAAUUUAUUAUUAACGAUUUUCUAGUA
Molecule: messenger RNA, 4641 nt
Organism: Drosophila grimshawi
Lineage: Eukaryota; Metazoa; Arthropoda; Insecta; Diptera; Drosophilidae
Gene: CaMKII
Product: calcium/calmodulin-dependent protein kinase type II alpha chain
Exons: 15
Coding region: 687-2216 (509 amino acids)
Biological process (GO): protein phosphorylation
Cellular component (GO): cytoplasm; neuron projection
Molecular function (GO): ATP binding; calmodulin binding; calcium/calmodulin-dependent protein kinase activity
Source: RefSeq, a predicted model, not a curated record